Messenger RNA from Trichomonas vaginalis G3, 504 nucleotides. Its product is annotated as RNA binding. Bases 1 to 504 code for a protein of 167 amino acids. The transcript has a single exon. The record is from RefSeq and is a predicted model, not a curated record. Gene Ontology annotation, biological process: maturation of LSU-rRNA from tricistronic rRNA transcript (SSU-rRNA, 5.8S rRNA, LSU-rRNA). Gene Ontology annotation, molecular function: RNA binding. Gene Ontology annotation, cellular component: nucleolus. NCBI's taxonomy places the organism in Eukaryota, Parabasalia, Trichomonadida, Trichomonadidae.
AUGACUGAGCAAGAGACUAGCUGUGUUGUUUAUAUUGCACAUUUACCAGAUGGUUUUGAAGAGAAGGAAAUGAAGAAAGCACUUGGAGAAUUUGGAACAGUUAAAAAUGUUCAAUUAGCUCGUUCGACAAAAACUGGAAAUUCAAAGCAUUAUGGUUGGGCUGAAUUUGAUAAUCCAGAAACAGCUAAGAUCGUUGCAAAGUCUUUUAACAAUUAUCUCAUUUUUGACAAGAAAUUAGAAGCAAAAUAUCUCCCAGCAGCUCAAGUUCCACCAAAACUCUUUACAAACGCACGUACUAGACCUAAGAAGAUCAACCACGAUCAAUUACCUAAGAAAGAAUUCGCAUUGAAAUUGGCCCGCCAGGAGAAGAAGAUUAAAGCUGCAUUAGAAGCAGCUGGAAUCAAAUACGAGUGGCCAUCAUUCAUAGCACAGUUUGAUGCUAAUGGUGUUGCUAUCCCAGAUGAAGAUCCAAAAACAAACAAAACAAAUAAAGCAGAACAAUAG